Messenger RNA from Coccomyxa subellipsoidea C-169, 2738 nucleotides. RefSeq lists its product as hypothetical. The transcript is spliced from 20 exons. The coding region runs from base 1 to 2154 and encodes 717 amino acids. The record is from RefSeq and is a predicted model, not a curated record. Lineage: Eukaryota; Viridiplantae; Chlorophyta; Trebouxiophyceae; Coccomyxaceae. Gene Ontology annotation, cellular component: endoplasmic reticulum. Gene Ontology annotation, molecular function: lipid binding.
AUGAGGCACCUACAAGUCAUUUGGCUGCAGCUGCUGCUACUCGCAGCCUGCACGCAGGUUCUUGCAUGGGGCACUAUAAAUGGAUCAAAUGGGACAGAUGACGGCCACGAUGGCCUGCGACUACCAGAUGAGGAGGUCGCACGCCUUGCAUCGGCGCUUGGACAGAGAUCGUCAUUCGGGGCUCCAAGGAAAGGCUUCUCGUACUUUGAUUUCUUCUUGGGGAUCAUUGUGGCCUGGGGGGUGGCUGCCUUUCUGCAGUACCGCUUCAACUUCCGCUUGCUCAACAGGAAGCAGAAAACAGAGGCUAUUCAGGCUUUGAAGGACAUGGAUGUUCAUACACUCAGGCACGUGCUUGGCAAUGCAAACCUGCCCUCCUGGAUCAACUUCCCCGAUUUUGAGCGGGUCAACUGGGUGAACAUGGUCUUCUCACAGCUUUGGCCGAAUCUGUCGGCGUACUUCACAAAGCAAGCACACCCCCAGUUGGAUCCUCUGCUGAAACAGAGCAAGCCAGCAUGGAUCGAGUCCAUCAAGCUGAUAAAGUUUGAUUUGGGGGAGAAGGCGCCUCAUAUCAGCGGAGUGAAGGUGUACAGAGCAGAAAACCAGGCAGUGGACGAGGUCAUCAUAGAGUGCGAUUUCAUGUGGGCAGGCCAGCAGGAUGUCCAGAUCCUGGUGAAGCCGGUGCCGCGGUUUGUGUCCAAGGUGCUCAUUGGCGUCGGCAAGCUCAUAUCCAACUUAAUACGACUAAAGGUCAGCAUGAUGCGUCUCAUCGUGAACGGGCGCCUGCGGAUCACUCUCACGCCACUGCUCAAUGACAUGCCCAUUGUCGGCGCCAUCCAGGUGUCCCUGGUGGAGAUGCCUGACUUCAGCUUUGAUCUGGAGGUGCUGGGCGGUGACAUCACCCUGCUGCCGGGCUUGGAAGCCUGGCUCAACAGCUUCAUCCGCGCAAGCGUGCUCAGGCCCUAUGUGCUGCCAGACAAGUACGUGGUGCAGCUAAUGGAAGGGGCAAUGGGCUUCGAGACUCCCAAGGGCAUCGUCUUUGUGAAGCUACUGGAAGCUGAGCACGUGCCCAAAAUGGACAUGCUAUCCAAGUCAGACCCAUACGUCAAGCCGUACACGCUGCCAGAUAGGUACACCUAUGAGAUUGUGCCUGGCAGCGGGAUGCAGAAACCGCGGGCUCUGCUGACUGUGCGCCUGAUCGAGGCUGAGCACGUGCCUCGCACUGACUGGCUGUCCAAGACGGACGCCUUUGUCAAGCUGGGAGUGCGCUCUUCGCGGAUGGCGCGCAGCCAGGUGAUCGACAACAACCUGAACCCCAAGUGGGACGAGGAGUUCAAGCUGCUUGUGCACGAGCCUGAGCACCAGGCGCUGCGGGUGGAGCUGUAUGACUAUGAUGCCAUGGAUGCGGAUGACCUCAUUGGGGAGGCCAAGAUCGAUGUGAAGGAACUGGAGGACCAGCAGGAGAGGGACCUGUGGCUGGACAUCAAGGCCAUUGAGCCAGAGAAGGGCUCUCACAAGGGCAUUGGCGGGAAGGUGCGGCAGGUGAAGGAUGUGUCGAAGGAGGCGGUGGACGCGACUCGGCGGAAGUUGGGCAGAAACAAGCACGACAAAACCUGCCGCGUGCACAUCAAGGUGACGUACUAUGAGUUCAGGAAGGAGGAAGUGGAAGCAGCGAUGGAAGGGUCGCAGCAUGGGCCGGGCGGUCCGCAGCACAUGCCCUCCCAGAUCCAGAACAAGGAAGCCUUCAACAUGCUCAUGGGUGGGGUGCUGUACGUGCGCGGGCGCAAGGCACACAACCUGUCGCACAAGCCAUGGUACAAGGGGGGAUUCCUCAAGUCCACUGCCACUCUCAAGGUGAAGGUGGCGGGCCACACCAAGAAGAGCGUGCGCGCGCCGGGGUCAGAGCCUCUCUUUGACGACACACUCGAGUUCAUCCUGGGCGCGGAUGAGAUAGCAGAGCCGGAGCGCAAGAGCAUAACGGUGGAAGUGUGGGACUACAAAAUGGUUAACCAUUUCAGAGGGGUUGCUCAAGUGCCCCUCAAAGACGUGCUGGACAAGCACCGCAUCCGCGACACCUUCAGGCUGAAGGGCGUGGACCAUGGGGAGAUUGAAUUAGAGCUGCAGUGGUUCAGAGUGCUUGAUAUCCAGCCUCGCUGAUUCAUUCUUCUAAUUCUGCAUCAUAUUCAUGUUUCCUAGAUGUUUGUUUCCACUCUUCAGUCGGUGUGUGCGAUGCUUAUUGGGUAGUGGAGUAGCUGGUGCGUACCGGACUUGGUGCAUUGUGCAUUGUCUGAUCAGAUGGUAAAUUACCCCAAAGCUACAUUUAAUCGCGAGGCGUGGAAAUUUUGCGGAGCUGCUUCUACAUCUUUCCUAGUAGGUUGAGAUGUGCGUCUUGUUAAGGCCAUGCAUGUGGAACAUCUCGCAGAUUUUUGAAAGGGAGAACUUCAGCUUGUGUCUUGAUUAAUGCAUGGUGCGACCUGUAGACAAUCGUGCUUUUGUUAGUAAGGAUGUAUUGGAUAAUAACACCCCAUGGACUAUGUCAUGUUCAUGAUCCUUUUCACACGAAUCCUUGAUAGAUGGUUCUCGGACUCUUUUACAAUGUGGCCUAGUGUACACAAGCAAGUGCACACACGCCUGCAAGCAUCUGCUGUAGUUCAAUUGCUGGGUCGUGUCAAUUUUGAUUUGGAUAUGCCUGCGCAUAAUUAGCUUGAGUAACUGAUGUAUGUAAGAAAUCCCACUCCACU